CUCGAACUUGACCCAUUGAUAGGCCUAGAGAGAGGACUUCUCAAUCAUGACCCGUACCACCUAAAAUGAAUCAAAUUUUGUGUCGCAGCUGAGUGCCGGCCCAUAGCUUGCUUAGGCUGUUCAAUUGCACAGCCCCCCGAUUGAAGUUGGAGUACUCUUCAAGUUCCAGAGUCAAAGACGAAGAUUGAAGAGCUCCGACCUUGAGAUCAAGACACAGAGCAAUCGGUAAAGCCAAGCGUUUGUGGCCAUCGAGAUUUAUAUCGCAGGGCCCAAUAUAUAAUUGGGCCAGCCCUAAUGGAGGGAGUAGAGGAGGAGCAUCAGCUGCAGCAGAUCUCAACAAAAGAUAAUGAUGGUGUCAAUGAGAUUAUCACCGAAGGAACAUCAACUGUUCAUGGAGAGCUUCCCCAAGGUGAGGGUCCUCCAAUUGUUGAUUCAGAAGUGGAAGUCCUUCAUGAGAAAGUAACAAAGCAAAUCAUCAAGGAAGGCCAUGGCCAGAAGCCAUCCAAAUAUGCAACAUGCUUUUUGCAUUAUAGGGCAUGGACAAAAAGCACCAAGCACAAGUUCGAAGAUACAUGGCUUGAACAACAGCCCCUUGAGCUGGUAAUAGGAAAAGAGAAAAAAGAAAUGACUGGGCUGGCUAUUGGUAUUUCGGGCAUGAGAUCUGGUGAACGCGCACUGCUACAUGUUGGAUGGGAACUAGCAUAUGGAAAAGAUGGAAGCUUCUCUUUUCCAAAUGUUCCACCUGAGGCCAGUGUUAUGUAUGAAGUUGAAUUAAUUGGUUUUGAUGAAACUAAAGAAGGCAAAGCACGUAGUGACAUGACAGUAGAGGAGCGGAUUGGUGCUGCUGAUAGGAGAAAGAUGGAUGGAAAUGUUUUUUUCAAAGAAGAAAAACUCGAGGAGGCAAUGCAACAGUAUGAAAUGGCCAUAGCAUAUUUGGGAGAUGACUUUAUGUUUCAAUUGUUUGGCAAAUACCGGGAUAUGGCUUUAGCGGUAAAGAAUCCUUGCCACCUUAACAUGGCACAGUGCAUGUUAAAGCUCAACCGCUAUGAUGAAGCGAUAAACCAAUGCAGCAUUGUGUUGGUGGAAGAUGAAAACAAUGUUAAAGCAUUGUUCAGACGAGGGAAGGCUAGAGCAGCACUUGGACAGACAGAUGCAGCCCGAGAAGACUUCCUUAAAGCACGCAAGUUUGACCUGCAAGACAAGGCUAUUGUACGCCAGUUGGACCUGCUCGACAAACAUGACAAGGCGGUCUACCAAAAACAAAAGGAACUCUACAAAGGGUUAUUUGGAAAAAGACCCGAACCCAAACCCGAGAAGAAGAAUUUCCUUGUUGCAAUUUGGCAUUGGUUGCUGUCUCUGUUUUAUCACCUCUUCAGGCACAAAACUGAUAAAACCAACUGAGCUGUGAAUCUUUCCUUUCACCAAGAUCUACAUUACGUCGUCAUUACAUCUGUCAAUGAAGACAAAUAUAGUUUGGACUGUGGAAAGAUAUCCUCCUUGCUUCUUCUCCCUUACAAUAGUCACCCUUAUAUUGGUUGUGUACUCUUUGAUUGUUAAUCUUCACAAGUGUCAAACAAUGUAAUCCGAAAUCAGCCAUUUUGGUGUCGAAAUGGCAAGUGAACUUAAUCAAGCAUUCCUCUGAUA
Cuscuta campestris is the source of this 1644-nucleotide messenger RNA. The record is from the annotation of a GenBank genome assembly. Lineage: Eukaryota; Viridiplantae; Streptophyta; Magnoliopsida; Solanales; Convolvulaceae.